Aspergillus glaucus CBS 516.65 is the source of this 1090-nucleotide messenger RNA. Its product is annotated as MBL fold metallo-hydrolase. Gene Ontology annotation, molecular function: sulfur dioxygenase activity. Gene Ontology annotation, biological process: hydrogen sulfide metabolic process; glutathione metabolic process. The record is from RefSeq and is a predicted model, not a curated record. Lineage: Eukaryota; Fungi; Ascomycota; Eurotiomycetes; Eurotiales; Aspergillaceae. The transcript has a single exon. Bases 81 to 977 code for a protein of 298 amino acids.
GUUCGGACGGGCAUUUCUGCAUUCUUCAAACAAUAAACAACCCAAUUAUCUUCGCAUUCAUCGAUAGAUAACGAUAAAUAAUGGAACCAAUAAUCCACCCGAUCUUCGAACAACAAACGUCGACAUGGCAAUACAUAGUAGUCUGUCCGCGAACCCUCCAAGCCGCUAUCAUCGACCCUGUCCUGGAUUAUGACCAGACUCAGAUGAGCAUUAGCACCACAUCAGCCGAUGCAUUGUUGGACUUCGCCACUUCGCACAAUUACACAAUCACUCGCCUCCUUGAAACACACGCACACGCAGACCACCUCACCGCAGCAUACUAUAUCCAACAGAAACUCAAGGCGGAAAAUCAAGCGCAGGUACCAGUAUGCACCGGAUAUCGCAUUCGACACGUUCAAGAUACCUUUGCGCGACGGUAUGGGAUUCCGAAAGAAGAACUCGAUAACGCUUUCGAUCACCUCUUCCAAGAUGACGAAACAUUCCAAAUCGGAGACAUAACAGGAAAAGUUCUCCAUCUACCCGGACAUACACCCGACCAUAGCGGAUACAUAAUCGGAAGUAACGUCUUCACGGGCGACUCAAUAUUCAAUCCCGACGUGGGCAGUGCGCGCUGCGAUUUUCCCAAUGGCGAUGCACAUGCUUUAUACGGUUCUAUGCAGAAACUUCUCUCAUUACCCGACGGGUACAGACUGUAUACCGGACACGACUACCCUCCAUCAUCUGGUAACGACCAGAGUCGAGAUCCAAUGCCAUAUGUGACUGUCAGGGAACAACGAGAAGGGAACAAACAUGUUAAGGGUGGUACACCCAAGGAGGACUUUGUGCGAUGGCGACAAGAAAGAGACUUGGGGUUGAACGAGCCCCGGCUUCUGCAUCAGGCGUUGCAGGUGAAUAUUCGGGGAGGGAGGUUGCCGCUUAGUGAGGAUGGGAGGGUGUUUUUGUCGAUGCCGGUCAGGGUUCCGGAAUCGUGGAAUUAAUGUUUGUAAAUAGCGUAGUGUUGCCACUGGAUAAAUACAAAGGAGUACAUGUCACAGGUCACAUAAGUUUAUAGUUGUCCAGACACGUUCAGAAAACCGGGCGUCAAUUCGCC